Lingula anatina is the source of this 1510-nucleotide messenger RNA. RefSeq names its product calcium uniporter protein, mitochondrial. Gene Ontology annotation, cellular component: uniplex complex. The record is from RefSeq and is a predicted model, not a curated record. Gene Ontology annotation, biological process: calcium import into the mitochondrion; mitochondrial calcium ion homeostasis. Lineage: Eukaryota; Metazoa; Brachiopoda; Lingulata; Lingulida; Lingulidae. Gene Ontology annotation, molecular function: uniporter activity; calcium channel activity.
AAGUCUCGCAAUAAAGAUAGGUCAAUCAAGACAGGCCAGCUUACGAAUGCUGUACACAGCACUUGGAAACUAUGAAAUUGGAAAGGCGGUACCAAUAAUAACUGUUGUUUUAUGAAAAAAAAUAUUCAUCUGUGCCUUAAAUCAACAAUUGCAAAGACAAGAGCUUUUAUACGUUAACUUAUCAGGAGUUAAGUUACAAGUGAAGAGUUUACGGAGUUUUGAAUAAACCUCAAAAUGGUGGUUACGUCUGCACUCCGUCUGAGUCGGGCGGUCUUAUCAUUGAACACUUCGGGAGUUACGGCGGGUUUUCUCAGCAGAGAGGUUUCCUUUUAUGGCCUGGCUUCAUGUAUUUUGUCCCAGAAUAAUUUUUCAACCAGAACAGCCUUAUAUAAAAAUGAUGUCAAUGUAGUGUAUGAGCAUGGUUUACCUGUGAUAUCAGUUCCAAUGCCAUCCAGACAAGAGUUGUGCCGCUUCCCUCUGAAGCCAGUGAGCAGUACAGUAGGAGACUUCAUUGAUGCUGUACAGGAGGAGGAUGGGGGGAUUGACAGGGCAGCACUGUAUACCUCAGAUGGAACAAGGAUAGCCAGGGCAACCACUAUUGAUGUCUUGAUGAGGUCACCCUUUAAGUUAAUGAUAAAUGAUUUGACCUAUGAAGUAGAACCACCAGAAUUAAGUGAUAUUCCAAGUGAAGAUCUUACUAAACUAGCCGAUGCCAAACACCUUAUAGCACAACUUUACUCUACUCUGAACAUACAAGACUACCAAGUACAAAAAGAAAAAGAACUACUGCAGAAAUUGGAAGAUUUGAAAACAGAGAUACAGCCUCUAGAAAAUAUGAAGCUUGAAAUAAUGGCCAGAGCUGAGAGUCAGACUAACCGAAUGAGUUGGGGUUUACUGAUGUAUAUGGGGCUUCAGUUUGGGUUUCUGGCCAGGCUGACUUGGUGGGAGUAUUCCUGGGACAUCAUUGAACCUGUCACAUAUUUUGUCACCUAUGGCACAGCUAUAGUCUUCUAUGCAUAUUAUGUUGCUACAAAACAGGAAUAUAAUGUAGGAGAAAUGUACAAUAGGCAGAGGUUGCUUUCAUUUCACAAGGAUGCAGGGAAGAAACAGUUUGAUGUGGAAAAGUAUAACAAACUACGUAAAGCCAUUUUACAGGCAGAAUUGGACAUUGAAAGGUUACGAGAUCCUCUCCAGUUACAGUUACCUAUUCCAACAUUGGAAGCUAAAAGGGAAGAGUGAAGCUUGAUGUCCUCAGCCUUACCUCUAGUUCUAGGUCAGCUUCUGUUUUUAGAUGCAGGGUUGAACCAUAAAGCACCACGUUUUUUAUUCUAAAGGUUUGUAUAAAAUUUUGCAAAUGAAAACAUUGGCACUUAUAAAUGAAACUGGCUGUAUAUGUUACACAGAAUAAAAGGAUAAUUUGUACCUGUUAAAUGUUUCAUCUGUUUUGGAAAGAAUUGUCAUUUUUAUUGAGGUAUUUUCACUUUCUUGUAUAUAAAUUCAGACAAUAUUA